GUGGAUUAUUGCGUAGGCGGAAGUUUUUAGAAAAAAACGGGAAUUAUUUAAGUCGAAAUUUAACGUUUCUUUAUUUAAAUACUUUGUUACACGACAUCAUCGAGCAAAGACAGCAGCGCUUGUAAUUCGAACAUGCCAAAGAAUAAAGGCAAAGGAGGUAAAAAUCGGCGGCGUGGUAAGAACGAGAAUGAGUCUGAGAAGAGAGAGCUGGUUUUCAAGGAGGAUGGCCAGGAAUAUGCUCAGGUGAUAAAGAUGUUGGGAAAUGGACGGCUAGAGGCCACAUGCUUUGAUGGGGUCAAGCGACUGUGCCACAUCCGAGGAAAGCUCCGGAAAAAGGUCUGGAUCAACACUUCUGACAUAAUCCUUAUUGGUCUUAGAGAUUACCAGGAUACCAAAGCAGAUGUCAUUUUAAAGUACAAUGCAGAUGAGGCCCGCAGUCUUAAAGCCUAUGGAGAGCUUCCCGAACACGCUAAAAUCAAUGAAACUGACACAUUUGGACCUGGAGACGACGAUGAGAUUCAGUUUGAUGAUAUUGGGAGUGACGAUGAGGACAUUGAUGAUAUCUGAGUCACGACUGCUGGUGGUUUAUAUUGUUUACACUGUGAGGAGAGAAAACGCUCGUGUUGGGGGAAAAAAUGCAGUUUGGGCAUAACUGAGGCCCCAUAUCAUACUGCAGCCUCCCUCAGAGGAACACUCAGAGGCUUACUGCUCAUCUCUGUCUGUUUUUCUCUCUUUCUUUCUUCUCUCUUUCUCUCUCUCUACCUCUACCUCUCCAGUGCAUAGUCUCACUACAGGUCUUCUCCGAGCACUCUAUCACCACAAUCGUGCCCUUUCUCAUUCAGUGCCAACCACACAACAUAGACUGCGUAGUUUUGUAAUUUUAAAGUAUUUAUAUUGUAUUCCACUGUAUGUGGUGGAAUUUAAAAUACAAAGAAAUUUACAAUAAAAAGUCAAGCCUUUUA
This is a messenger RNA of Puntigrus tetrazona (Sumatra barb), 962 nucleotides long. RefSeq names its product eukaryotic translation initiation factor 1A X-linked a (gene eif1axa). The coding region runs from base 133 to 567 and encodes 144 amino acids. Gene Ontology annotation, molecular function: translation initiation factor activity; RNA binding. Gene Ontology annotation, biological process: translational initiation. The record is from RefSeq and is a predicted model, not a curated record. Lineage: Eukaryota; Metazoa; Chordata; Actinopteri; Cypriniformes; Cyprinidae. The transcript has 7 exons. Gene Ontology annotation, cellular component: cytoplasm.